AGAUUUAUGUCCUGUGCGGGCUCCCGUAAGAAUGCAACACCGGGAGAAGUUCCCUGGGAAACACGGACACUUAAGGAGGGAGUUUUAAACAGUGUCCCGAAUCGGGACUUGGAACGAAACUAUUUUAUAGCACACCUUGUAAAGAAGUGAACUUGGAAAAGUGAAGAGAAAGCUGGCACCGGCGUACCUGUGGUAGUCAAGGUGGACCCGGCGUGACUGAGCAAUGGAAAGAAAUUCUGAGUACCAGGAUAAUGAAAGCAGCAUCUCGGCAGGUUCUGACAGCUCCCCAGGCAUGGACAGGAAUCCCUCUCCCCCAGCCAGUGAUGAUGAGGAUGAUCCAGUUGAUGACGCCAUUGGAGACACAGCCUACAGCAAGCACUGGCUCGUCAGAACACUGACAAAGCUCAUUCAGCCCCUAUCAAAUCAGCAUGAAAAUGCAGAAGGAGCAGAUGAAAGCAGUCAACCAGAUUUGGAUGAGGAUAUUGAGAACGAGAUCUGCAAAGUCUGGGACAUGUCAAUGGAUCAGGAUGUAGCUGCUUUUCUGCAGGAAUUUAAAGCGGCAGACAUCUUACUGGAGGUCAUCGUUAAGUCUCGUUGUCCUAGAUUGACGGAAAUCUGUGUUGGCAUUCUUGGCAAUAUUGCUUGCUUCCCAGAGACCUGCCAGUCCAUAAGCAGAAAUGAUGACCUUGGGGAGGUGCUGCUGCUGCUAUUAGGAGAUUCAGAUCCUCCAACACUUCUGGAAACAAGCAGAUUGCUGUUGACAUGCUUGUCUCAACCAGACGUCUGCCCUUGCUGGAUAGAGCGGAUAAAAAAUCAGAAAACUGUGUGUGAGAACAUCUGCUUCAUCAUGUCAAGCUCUACUUGUGUGGAUUUACUUGUGAAGGUGGGAGAGGUAGUAGACAAGAUGUUUGAUUUGGAUGAAGAGUUGAUGAGGCACUGGAUUGGGAAUGCUGCUGAGGCAUCAACUGGAAACAACUGUGAAGAUGAAGAGCCUAAAGCAAUUGUUGAUACCUUGGGUAUUGCUCCAUGUUUGCUUGAGGCAAUCAAGCAACUGAGGCAUGAAAGCCCUGAUGGACUUGAGGUUUAUAUGCAUAUUUUGCAGCUUCUUACUACUGUGGAUGAGGGUAUCCAAGCUAUAGUGGUGUCUGCAGAGAUAGGUGAAAACACAUGGAGUCUGCUCUGCAACAUAGUGUGUAAUGACCUUUGUCAGCCUGAUGACCCUCCUAUUGUUAUACUGGAACAGAAGAUUCUGUUGGCAUCGAUACUGUCUGUAUUGUCAGCCAUGUUCGCUUGUCAGUCCCAGCAUGCCUACAGCAAGAUGGACAGAAACCUGAAACUGAUAGGCAGUCUAUUCAGAGUGCUGCAGUAUCUGCGGGAGUGUCAGAAGAGGGAGACCAAUGAACAGAGUAAAACAGAUGGGGUUCAAGAGGAACAGAUGACCAUCCUUCAGGAGACCUGUUGUGAAUUCCUCUCCAACAUUCUUACAGAACUACCCAAGGAGACGACACUGGAACUAAUCCAGGAAGGUUAUCUGAGUGAGGAGUCUUGCAAUACAGCCUUUCAGAGCUUGCUGCCUCUGUACAGCUCUGCGAUGCAGCAUUUCUUUGGUGUGCUCAUGGAUGUAAACAAGAAGCUAGCUAUGAACCUUCUGAAUGAAUUCCCCAUCCUUAAACCUUGAAGAUAAUAUUUGAAACUACCUGUGUUGGACAAAGCUCGACCUCCUGGUUCGGUACCAUUUCAGCUACUUCCUAAACAAAGAUGAAUCAACAUUUUCAUUAAUGUUGUCUAUUGACACCAUCCAUGCCAUGCAGGUUUUUAUUCCCAACUACCCAUGAGCUAAUCCUCCAACUUUUGUUGAUUUUUCCUUUUCAGACUGGAUUUCUGUUUUUCAAUCUCUUGGAAUACUGUUGACACUCUAACUAGACUCAUUGAAGUUUGCAUUUGUGGACACAUACAUACUUUUUUUUUAUUAUUAAAUAUGACAGACUUUUGUGUUUGUUCAGACUGGUAGUGACAAUUAAGGUCUUUUCUGGGAAACAGAAGGAUCUUGAAGUGAAUAAGCGGCUGCUUUAAAUUCUGCUUUGUGUGGACAAACUUGAUCAGAAAGGCAAACACAUAGCCCACAAAAUAUCUACCAAAAAUAUUAUGUAGAUAAAAAGAUGGAUGAUGAGACUUAGUGUCUGAAUGGUUUUCAAUGUAGCCAGCUACACUGGAAUAUCUUAUUGAAUUUAUCCUCUAUCAUGAAUAAUUAAGGACUCAUUUUGUGGACCUUUUUAUUUUAGAAUGUUUAGCUCCUAUAUUUUUUAAUUGCUUAUGGAAUUAGCUGAAUCCAUCAGACUCCCAAAGUUUAUUAACAUGUACUGAUAACCAUCAACUGUCAAGGUGGUUUGUAAAAAGAGACUGUUUGUUUUGCAAACUUGAAAUGUAUGAUCUGUGAAAUUUGUUUUUAAAUGGGUUUGUCUUUAAAGAGUUGUGGUACAACGAGUCUAGUUUAAUACUUGUGAUAGGCAUCAUAAAGUAAGAGCCUAUUAGCUAAAAUUUGUAUGCUUGACCAAAAUGUACAGUACUGUUAAAGAAGGGCUUGAGCUGCAUUGCUCUUUACAGUUGUGAAACCUAUUAAAUGAGUGUUUACUCUAGAUGUGA
Erpetoichthys calabaricus (reedfish) is the source of this 2643-nucleotide messenger RNA. RefSeq names its product serum amyloid A-like 1 (gene saal1). NCBI's taxonomy places the organism in Eukaryota, Metazoa, Chordata, Cladistia, Polypteriformes, Polypteridae. The coding region runs from base 224 to 1678 and encodes 484 amino acids. The record is from RefSeq and is a predicted model, not a curated record. The transcript is spliced from 13 exons.